UGAUUUAAGAUUUGAUUUCAAAGGAAGGAAAGAUAAUGAAUUCUAACAACUGGCUUGCUUUUCCUCUAUCACCAAGCCACUCUUCUUUGCCUCCUCACAUCCACUCACAAACCUCUCAAUUCAAUCUCGGCUUGGUCAGCGACAAUAUUGACAACCCUUUUCAAAACCAAGAAUGGAAUAUGAUCAAUCCACACGGUGGAGGCGGAGAAGGAGGAGAGAUUCCAAAAGUGGCUGAUUUCUUGGGAGUUAGCAAGUCGGACAAUCAUCAAGCCGACCACAACCUCGUACCGUAUAACGACAUUCAUCAAACCAGUGACUCAGAUUACUACUUCCAAACAAAUAGUCUGUUACCUACCGUUGUCACUUGUGCCUCCAACACUCCUAAUAACUAUGAGCUUCAAGAGAGUGCCCACAAUUUGCAAUCACUCACCCUUUCAAUGGGAAGUGCCGGAGCCACCGCUGCUGGAGCGGCUGCCGUUAAAGCCUCGCCUGGUGAGACUAGCGUGGAUAAUAGUUGCAGCUCUACUAAUAUAAGUGGGAUAGCCAUCGUUGAAGCUGCGCCGAGACGGACCUUGGAAACUUUUGGACAACGAACCUCUAUAUAUCGUGGUGUUACAAGACAUAGAUGGACCGGUAGAUAUGAAGCGCAUCUUUGGGAUAAUACCUGUAGAAGAGAAGGACAAUCAAGGAAAGGAAGACAAGUCUACUUAGGUGGGUAUGACAAAGAAGAGAAAGCAGCAAGAGCAUAUGAUUUAGCUGCACUUAAAUAUUGGGGCCCCUCUACUACUACCAACUUUCCGAUUACUAACUAUGAGAAGGAAGUUGAGGAGAUGAAAAAUAUGACGAGACAAGAGUUUGUGGCUGCUAUUAGAAGGAAAAGUAGCGGAUUCUCGCGUGGUGCAUCGAUGUAUCGCGGAGUAACAAGGCAUCAUCAACAUGGAAGAUGGCAAGCAAGGAUUGGCCGAGUUGCUGGAAACAAAGAUCUCUACUUGGGAACUUUCACCACAGAAGAGGAAGCGGCUGAAGCAUACGACAUAGCUGCAAUAAAGUUUCGAGGUCUGAACGCGGUUACAAACUUUGAGAUUAACCGCUACGAUGUAAAAGCUAUCCUAGAGAGCAACACACUUCCUAUAGGAGGUGGUGCAGCUAAACGGCUCAAAGAAGCUCAAGCUCUAGAAUCAUCAAGAAAACGCGAGGAAAUGAUAGCCCUCAGCUCAAAUUUUCAUCAGUAUGGUGCAGCGAGCGGCUCUAGCUCUGGGCUUCAGCUUCAACCUUACCCACUAAGCAUUCAACAACCUUUUGAGCAUCUUCAUCACCAGCCUCUACUUACCCUGCAGAACAACAACGAUGUCUCACAUUAUAAUACUAACCCUCAGGAUUCCUAUAGUUACAUCCAGACACAGCUUCAUCUUCAUCAGCAACAAACCAACAAUUACUUGCAGUCCUCUAGUCAUAGCUCCCAACUCUACAAUGCUUAUCUUCAGAGUAACCCUGGUUUGCUUCACGGAUUUGUCUCUGAUAAUAAUAGCAACACUUCAGAAGUUUAUGGAAACAAUGGGAUUGGUAUUGGGUCAACCUCCGCAGUAGGAACAUCGGCUGAGGAAGAGUUUCCCACGGUUAAAGUUGAUUACGAUAUGCCUCCUUCAGGUGGUGCCACAGGGUACGGAGGAUGGAGUACUGGAGAGCAUGGUCAGGGGUCAAAUCCAGGAGGUGUCUUUACAAUGUGGAAUGAAUAACAGGUUGUUUUUCUGUCUUUCUUGCGAGGCAAGGUAUGACUCUGAAUGAUAGUUAUCGUUUUCUUGUAUCACAAUUAGUUUAGAAUCGGCGGAGUCUUCUUGAUUAGCAGAGGAUUUAGGACUUUUUUCCACUUUUGGACGGCUAAGAUGAUGAACUUCUAGACGGCGAUUAACAGUCCUCAAGGGUUAGUGUUUUAUGGGUGCUUAAACAAUAUGGAUAAGUGCCCAAAUUUUGUUUUAAAAACUAACCCUUCUGACUAAUUUCUCA
Messenger RNA from Raphanus sativus (radish), 2004 nucleotides. Its product is annotated as AP2-like ethylene-responsive transcription factor PLT2. Gene Ontology annotation, biological process: regulation of DNA-templated transcription. The record is from RefSeq and is a predicted model, not a curated record. The coding region runs from base 36 to 1736 and encodes 566 amino acids. NCBI's taxonomy places the organism in Eukaryota, Viridiplantae, Streptophyta, Magnoliopsida, Brassicales, Brassicaceae. Gene Ontology annotation, molecular function: DNA binding; DNA-binding transcription factor activity. The transcript is spliced from 8 exons.